CCCUGGUGCCGCGGGCUGGGGAGGUGGGACACGGCGGUGCCGGGGGAGCUUCUCCGCGGGCCCGUCCUUCCUCCGGGGCGCACGUCAGUGGGGGGGGGUAUCUCGGGCGGGUGAACCCCGCGGUGGAUGUGGCAGCGUUGCUCUCUGGCGUGAGGCCAGCAGCCCCAGGGAGCCCGCUGUGAUUUCAGGAUGCUACUUGUGAGCCUGGGGAGGGGACGUUUUGAGAAGGAGCCCCUAAGUAUUUCUGAAAAUGUAGCUAUGGUCCCUUUUGUUUCCGUGCUGGGGGAAGAGAGGAGCGGCCCUGGCUUUGCCGCGGGUCAGGGCUGUGCCUUCAGGGAGUUGGGGAGGCCCCUGGGCCGCAGGCGGGCAGCACUGACCUCAACCCUCUGCCUGCUGCGUCUCCCUGCUCCCAGACUUCCUCCCUCUGAAGUGCGAUGCCUGCGAGCAGAUCUUCUGCACCGACCACAUUGCUUACGCUCAGCAUGACUGCACCUCUGCCUACAAGAAGGAUGUGCAGGUCCCUGUGUGUCCCCUCUGCAACACCCCAGUCCCCGUGAGGCGGGGGGAGAUGCCUGAUGUCGUGGUGGGUGAGCACAUUGACCGUGACUGCAAGUCUGACCCUGCACAGCGCAAGCGCAAGAUCUUCACCAACAAGUGUUUGAAGCCUGGCUGCAAGCAGAAGGAGAUGAUGAAGGUGAUCUGUGACCAGUGCCACAAAAACUACUGCCUCAAGCACCGGCAUCCCCUGGACCAUGACUGCAGUGGGGCAGGGCGUCCCCUUUCCAAAGCAGGGCACGCUGCACUUGAAAGAGCCCAGGCAUCCUCCUCCAAAACAGUCACCACGUCAAGCAGUGGAGCUGCCCGGCCAGCAGACAGCCCCUCUUCUCCUGCCCCUGCCAGAGGCAGAGCAGCUGUGUUGCAGACUCACAGCACCACCCCUCCGGCUGUCAUGCUGCAGAAUGGGCUGAGCGAGGAAGAGGCACUGCAGCGAGCUCUGGAGAUGUCCCUGGCAGAGUCAGCACGCAGUUCAGCACAGGCACCCAGCAGCACACAGGAGGAGGAGGAUCUGGCACUGGCCCAGGCGCUGUCAGCGAGUGAAGCUGAGUACCAGCAAUCGCAGCGGCAGGCGCACGGUUCAAAGCCAUCAAACUGCAGCAUGUCGUAGGAGGUGAUACAGGGUGUGCCAGUGGAGGUGGCAUCCUGCUGUGACGUGAGGGGCGGCUCCAGCCUCCCAUGUGGAUGCCAUGGGGUUCUGGCCUGGACACUGACAACAAGAGCCCCUCGCCAGUGACAAGUCAUCUUCCUGGGGGCUGUAAGCAAGCUUCCCCACACACACACACCGACACCUCAGCCCUAGUACCUGUGUAAAAUCAGUGCAGCAAAUUGCUGAUGCUCCUGGAGAGGUGAAGACAGUGUGGGAGGAGGCUGAGCACACACUGACCAAAGCAAGCAGCAGCCCAGGGCUUGCACUUAGCCCGAGCUGCCAUGGCCAUGUUCCAGCACUGCUGGGACUGGGGGGUGAGGGCAGAGCCUGCCUGGAGGGGAGGGCCACAUGGGCACAUCUCUGCAUGCUCAGAUGUACACCUGGGAUGCAGGUGCCUGCUGCAGUAGUGGAGGGCUGGAUUUCAUGCUCCAGGGAGGGCCACACCAGCCCCUCAGCAAAGAGCAACUGGAGCUGGGAUGGUCUCUCACAUGGGCAUGGCACAGCUGAAUGUGCAGCCUCCCAGUAGCAUGAAGGCAGCCCCUUCCCUGCUCCCCAGGCCCUCGGUGCCUCCCCAGCUGUUUGCAUGUACAAGAGCACGUUGGGCCUUACCCUGACUCACCUGGGGCCUAGGACCUCUCUGAGACUGAAUGGAGCUGCAUUUCCUUUCUGUUUUAAUUUAAUUUAACAAGGGCUGUUAACUGAAAAGUAACCUCAGCACCGACUUGACUGUGCCAGUGUUGCUUGCAUGGGAGGGCUGCAGCUGCGUUCCUGCUGCUGUCUGCUCUCUGCUGCCCUAAACUAUCCCUGGGCCCUGUUUUAAUGCUGCUGGGGUGGGGCAGGACCCCCUCCCUCCUUCCAGCUGUGCUACAGGGGAUCCCCUCCAGGGUAGCUGCACAGACCCCCUUCUUGCAAACAGCUCUGAGCUUGAAACGAAGCCAGCCAUUCCUUGCUGGUGUUGGGAGGCAGGAGCUGACACCAGGUUGGGUGUAUUUGUCCUCCUGGCCUCUUUCAGAGGGAUCUGCAGCCAUACAGAGCAGUGCUGCUUUCCCACCCGCUCUAUCCAGCUUCCCUGCUGGAACCGCUCCUGCUUACAGCACGGGGCCGGCCUGUCCCCUCCCCAGCGGGUGGGGGGGGUAGUUAUCUGCUGGCGGUGCCUCCCUGGGGCAGGAACUGGGUUCAGGCGCGGCAGAGUGCUGAGACUUGUCAACGUGCUGCUUGAAAGAAAAUAAAAGCGUAGCGCAAGGUGUAGAGGUGCUUUGAGGGAGCAGCUGCUUGG
This is a messenger RNA of Athene cunicularia (burrowing owl), 2480 nucleotides long. It is a transcript of the gene ZFAND2B, whose product is annotated as zinc finger AN1-type containing 2B. The transcript is spliced from 8 exons. Gene Ontology annotation, biological process: proteasome-mediated ubiquitin-dependent protein catabolic process; protein targeting to ER. Bases 569 to 1165 code for a protein of 198 amino acids. Gene Ontology annotation, molecular function: zinc ion binding. Gene Ontology annotation, cellular component: endoplasmic reticulum; cytoplasm. Lineage: Eukaryota; Metazoa; Chordata; Aves; Strigiformes; Strigidae. The record is from RefSeq and is a predicted model, not a curated record.